AUGAAUUCUCAAUUUUCUCCUUAAAAUAAUUUACAACAAACCUCCUAAUAACUAUAAUCAACAAAUCAAUAACCUCCUACUCAUUAAAAUAACAUCUAGUAUUAUCCUAUUAUCUAUAUACAAGCUGAUAGGUAAUAUACAUAAUUAAUAAUAGUUUUCCUAUGUCAAACGUUCCAUAGUUUAAUAGAAUUGAACAUAACAAUUUUUAGCUUAUUUGCCAUCCAGUUAUGCCUGAUGAUCCAUUUUAUUCUUAUCUUUCUCAUGUUUCUAAUAUUAUACAAAAAUCACAAACAUAGAAAACUGAAAUCCUUAUAAAAAGUGAGGAUGACUAAGAUGCGCCAAAACCAAUUACUUAAAAUUAAAUUAGUUAAUCUCGUAGAGGUUCAGGUGUCUAAUAAUAAAAACUUCCUUAGAUUUAAAAAUAGAUUAAAAUUAAAGCUAUGAUUGAUCAUUCAAAAGAAUCAAACUUUUAGCCCUGUAAUUGUUCUUAAAGUAAUUGUCUUAAAAGAUACUGUGCUUGCUUUCAUAGUAAUAAAAUGUGUUCGGAUUAAUGUUAAUGUAAAGAUUGCAAGAAUAUAGAAUUAUUUUCAUAAGAAAGAGAAUUUGCUAUCAAUCAUGUUUUUAAAAAAUGUCAUAGAGAUAAAAAUGUACCAGUAAAUGAAUUAUUAUCUUUGUAAAUCAGUUAUGGAUGCAAAUGUAAAGCAACUGGAUGUUAAAAAAAAUAUUGUGAAUGCUUCAAAAGAGGUUAAACUUGUGGAAAUUUGUGUUCUUGUGAAGAUUGCCUAAAUUACCCUUUUAAUCUGAUUAAUUAAGAUAAAUUGAGAAAGAAAAUCAAUAUAUAAAAAUGA
Messenger RNA from Paramecium sonneborni, 848 nucleotides. NCBI's taxonomy places the organism in Eukaryota, Ciliophora, Oligohymenophorea, Peniculida, Parameciidae. The record is from the annotation of a GenBank genome assembly.